CUCUCUCUCUCUCUCCUCUCCUCUCCCAUGGCGGCUGCGAUGGUAGCCGAGCCGAACAAGAAGCUCCCGCGACCAGGUCGGGGCGGGUUCGAAGCUCACGGCCUCAGCGAAGAGGAGGCCCGAGUCCGAGCCAUCGCCGAGAUCGUAAGCUCCAUGAUCGACCUCUCCCGGAGGGGCGAGAACGUCAACCUCAACGCCCUAAAGUCCGCCGCAUGCCGGAAGUACGGCCUCGCCCGCGCCCCCAAGCUCGUCGAGAUGAUCGCCGCGCUACCCGACUCCGAGCGCGAGUCUCUCCUCCCCAAGCUCCGCGCCAAGCCGGUCCGCACCGCCUCCGGUAUCGCCGUCGUCGCCGUCAUGUCGAAGCCUCACCGCUGCCCUCACAUCGCCACCACCGGGAAUAUCUGCGUUUACUGCCCUGGAGGUCCCGACUCCGACUUCGAGUACAGUACUCAGUCUUACACCGGUUACGAGCCGACGAGCAUGCGCGCAAUUCGAGCUAGAUACAACCCAUAUGUCCAGGCUAGAAGCAGGAUUGAUCAGUUGAAGCGUUUGGGUCACAGUGUAGAUAAGGUGGAGUUCAUCUUAAUGGGCGGCACGUUUAUGUCGCUGCCAGCAGAUUACCGCGAUUACUUCAUAAGGAACCUUCAUGAUGCUUUAUCAGGACACACCUCUGCCAAUGUUGAAGAGGCCGUGGCCUUCUCUGAGCAUGGUGCUACUAAAUGUAUUGGCAUGACGAUAGAAACGAGGCCAGAUUAUUGCCUUGGACCUCACUUGCGGCAAAUGCUUUCUUAUGGCUGCACACGAUUGGAGAUUGGAGUACAAAGCACAUAUGAGGAUGUGGCUCGUGACACUAAUAGAGGCCAUACAGUUGCUGCUGUUGCCGAUUGUUUCUGCUUGGCGAAGGAUGCUGGUUUUAAGGUUGUUGCGCACAUGAUGCCUGACCUUCCUAAUGUUGGUGUGGAGAGGGACAUGGAAAGUUUUAAGGAGUUUUUUGAGAGUCCUUCAUUUAGAGCCGAUGGACUAAAAAUUUAUCCUACGCUUGUGAUCCGAGGAACUGGACUUUAUGAGCUUUGGAAAACUGGCAGGUAUAGGAACUAUCCACCCGAGCAACUUGUGGACAUUGUAGCAAGGAUCCUAGCCAUGGUACCCCCUUGGACACGUGUGUACAGGGUACAGAGGGAUAUUCCCAUGCCUCUGGUUACUUCAGGGGUUGAGAAAGGAAAUCUUCGGGAGCUAGCUUUAGCUCGGAUGGAGGACUUGGGCUUAAAGUGCCGUGAUGUCCGAACACGAGAGGCUGGAAUCCAAGAUAUUCACCACAAAAUUAAGCCUGAAGAAGUUGAAUUGGUUCGUCGUGACUAUACAGCGAAUGAAGGCUGGGAAACAUUCCUCUCGUAUGAAGAUGUACGCCAGGAUAUUCUUGUUGGGUUGCUGCGGUUGCGGAAAUGUGGCAGGAACGCAACUUGUCCUGAACUCGUGGGAAAAUGUUCUAUUGUCCGCGAGCUUCAUGUAUAUGGAACUGCUGUUCCAGUUCACGGGAGAGACGCUGACAAACUUCAGCACCAGGGUUAUGGUACUCUUCUGAUGGAAGAGGCUGAGAGAAUCGCUCGGUGGGAGCAUCGGUCGACAAAGAUUGCUGUUAUUUCAGGAGUUGGCACACGGCAUUAUUAUAGGAAAUUAGGCUAUGAGCUCGAAGGGCCUUACAUGGUGAAAUAUCUAGUAUGAGAAUAAAAUGGAACACAGUUUUGUAGUAUAUAGCUAAAUGAUUGUUCAUUUCUUUUUGGAGGCGUGUAUAUUGACUUCUUAAUUCAGUAGCUAUUAUUGAGAAAUUUUUGUGUUGUUAUUGGAGGUAGAUGUAUGGCCUGACAGACAAAUUCUAAGCAUAUGUUUCUACCAACAAAACUCAACAUCAUGUGUACAAUUUUUUCUUUUUUAUUUUUAUUUUUAUUUUUAAAAGAGGUCUUUUUUCUUCUUCUUA
Morus notabilis is the source of this 1975-nucleotide messenger RNA. Its product is annotated as elongator complex protein 3. Gene Ontology annotation, biological process: tRNA wobble base 5-methoxycarbonylmethyl-2-thiouridinylation. Gene Ontology annotation, molecular function: acyltransferase activity, transferring groups other than amino-acyl groups; iron-sulfur cluster binding. The record is from RefSeq and is a predicted model, not a curated record. NCBI's taxonomy places the organism in Eukaryota, Viridiplantae, Streptophyta, Magnoliopsida, Rosales, Moraceae. The coding region runs from base 28 to 1722 and encodes 564 amino acids. The transcript is spliced from 9 exons. Gene Ontology annotation, cellular component: elongator holoenzyme complex; nucleus; cytoplasm.